This is a messenger RNA of Penaeus indicus, 870 nucleotides long. RefSeq names its product 110 kDa antigen-like. The record is from RefSeq and is a predicted model, not a curated record. The transcript has 3 exons. NCBI's taxonomy places the organism in Eukaryota, Metazoa, Arthropoda, Malacostraca, Decapoda, Penaeidae. Bases 1 to 870 code for a protein of 289 amino acids.
AUGUCAUGUGAUGAGCAGGAAGGGUCAUGUCCAGGUUAUGAAGUGACUGACGAAAAGAAAAUGGAGAGCGAGGGCGACUGUGAGGGUUUGGAUGUGGGCGUGGGUGAGAGUGGUUUAGACGUGGUGGCGGGCGGCUUAGAGGUUGUUGCGGAGGCGGUGGGUGGUAUGGAGGAAAGUGCAAAGGUGCAAAGGCGCUGCAAGGCAUUGCAGAGAUGGCGGCGGCAAGCGGGAAGCGCCCACGGAACCGACGGGAUUGAAAACAGCGAGGAGAGUGAGAGGCUGAUAGACAGCGAAGAGAGUGAGAGGCUGAUAGACAGCGAGGAGAGUGAGAGGCUGCUAGACAGCGAGGAGAGUGAGAGGCUGCUAGACAGCGAGGAGAGUGAGAGGCUGCUAGACAGCGAGGAGAGUGAGAGGCUGCUAGACAGCGAGGAGAGUGAGAGGCUGCUAGACAGCGAAGAGAGUGAGAAGCUGCUAGACAGCGAGGAGAGUGAGAGGCUGCUAGACAGCGAGGAGAGUGAGAGGCUGCUAGACAGCGAGGAGAGUGAGAGGCUGCUAGACAGCGAGGAGAGUGAGAGGCUGCUAGACAGCGAGGAGAGUGAGAGGCUGAUAGACAGCGAGGAGAGUGAGAGGCUGAUAGACAGCGAGGAGAGUGAGAGGCUGAUAGACAGCGAGGAGAGUGAGAGGCUGAUAGACAGCGAGGAGAGUGAGAGGCUGAUAGACAGCGAGGAGAGUGAGAGGCUGAUAGACAGCGAGGAGAGUGAGAGGCUGAUAGACAGCGAGGAGAGUGAGAGGCUGAUAGACAGCGAGGAGAGUGAGAGGUUGAUAGACAGCGAGGAGAGUGAGAGGUUGAUAGACAGCGAGGAGAGGUAG